AUGCGAUUUUCAGGUACAAUACGAAAAGCAAACAAGAUACUUAAGGGUCUACCUGAUUCUCCACCAAGGAGAAAAUUGAUGCAUCGGAUGGAUCAAAGGGAAUUGGCUCGCCAUGCCGUUUUGAACAUGGAGAAGUCAGUCCAAUUUGAGGACCCUUUAAGGGAUCUCAAACAACUUGAGAUUCUGUGUGGCUGUGGCAGUGAAAGGGUCUACCUUGGAUUGCCUCUUAAGCAUUUGGGUUUGUACCUCAAAGAAGAUGACGAGUUACAGGGUCAGGACGAGGAGGCUUUUCUGAAUGCAGAUCAGGAGGAAGGCGAGAUCUGCUGGCGGGAAAGCGAUUGGGAGGAAGGUGAGAUCUGCUCAUGA
This is a messenger RNA of Prunus armeniaca (apricot), 366 nucleotides long. NCBI's taxonomy places the organism in Eukaryota, Viridiplantae, Streptophyta, Magnoliopsida, Rosales, Rosaceae. The record is from the annotation of a GenBank genome assembly.